This is a messenger RNA of Chilo suppressalis (striped riceborer), 2578 nucleotides long. NCBI's taxonomy places the organism in Eukaryota, Metazoa, Arthropoda, Insecta, Lepidoptera, Crambidae. The record is from the annotation of a GenBank genome assembly.
GAAAAAUAAAGCCGAUUGUCGCGUACAUCGCACGUAAAACUUCUUUAUUACGAAAUGGCGUUCGUAUUUUAGAUUACGAACGUGUGAAAUUAUUGUAACAUUCUCAGUGAUAUCAAUAAAUGUUGGAUUACAUUUAGUAAUCUGUGUUACAAGAUCGAAACAAAUAUUGAAAUAGUUGCCACCAAAAUUUAAUAUUGGCCAUGGCUGAACAUGAUCACGAAGAGAUUCCUGAGGUGGAAGCGCAGCUGCUAUCGGAGUAUAAAGAUGGACAGCUGCAAAUUGUUGAAGUGAGGCCUUUUGAAAAAGAUGUGAUGUUACAAGGAGAAGUUGUGAACUCACUAUCUGAUCUUGAAACUGGCAGUGACGCUAAAUACAUACAAUUGGUUAACGCUGGUGACAAGCCAAUGAUGUCACUGGAUUUACUCAAUCUGACACUGGUGAAAUCUCAGGAUGGUACGGAGUCAUAUAGAUUGUUGGCCAACGGUGAGACUCCGGGUGAUGGAGAGACCACUGUCACUUGUGUUCUGGCUUCCAGUGAUAAUGAAGGGAACGAAGACGCAGAGAACCAAGACUACAUGAUAAUGGAAAGCGAUACGGGCCCAGUAAUGUUCCUACAAUCUUCUUUGCCCAACGAUAAUAUUACGACAACGGGAACUGAACUUCAUACUGUGAAUGUCAGUUUUGAUGCGAACGAUGAUGAUAUUCAACUAGCAGAUAACAAUGUCAAAAUUCUGAAGAGUACUCCUGCUGCUGAAAAGGUAAAAAAAUUAACACCAGUUGAAAUAUUGGAGAGGGCAAAGGCGUUACAAAAAGCCAAGGCUCUCAUAGCGUCUGCCAAUACAUCCAAUCGUCGUUACGUGAGGCGGAAACGGAAAUCCGAUUUGCCCCCACCACACGAACUGUUGUCUACGCCCGGAUUUAAGCUGUUCUUGUAUUCCUGCAAAUAUUGUAACUUUAAGUGCAACGCUACUAAAGAAAUGACGGCUCAUAGGAUAGCAGAACACAGUGGGGGCGGAAACGGAAGCAAAUGGCGCUCCGGGGGGCGAAGCGACAGAAUAACUAUGCAAUGUGCCCGGUGCCCUUUUAAAGGUCAUACGCAUAUGCAGUUAAUGAAACACGUACAGGAUGUUCACUUGGCAGAUGAAGCUAACAAAGUAUACUUGAACACUGACGAAGUACAAGCGGCGGAUGUCCUCGUUUGUGGGGCUUGCGGGUUCGAAUCCUCGUCGAGGGUAGCCUUCAAGCAACAUAUAGAGAACGAACACGGAGCCACAGCUGUUUGAGAAAUAAUGUCUCGAGUGUUUGAAUACCAAUUUUGGGAAGUUUUGUGAAGUGCUGUGAAUAGUGAUAUCAAAACUAUGUGUAUAUAUGUGAAUAACUAAACAUAAUAGGCAAAGGCAACCAUAAUAUACUUAGAUUAAGACAAAAAAAGGGAAUACAGUUUUUUUUUAUUUAUUUUUUACAGUUUUUGGGAAACUUACAGCUAGUUUUUGUUACUUGCUAUUCUGCAUAAUAUUUAUGUUUAAGGCCAAUUAAUAGUUUCCGCGGAUAGUUAAAGUAAUCAUUAAAAAAGUCGGCAUGAAGCGCACAUGAUGCUUAAAUGCAUUAUUAAGUGGGUAUGUAUACUAUAUAUACUUAUAAGCAAUUAAAAAAGCAGAAAGAUAAAAAAUACAUAGCUUAAGUACUCGGCUCAAAGAAAAUAUUAUUGUUUUUUUUUUUAAACUGAAUUCAAGCUAUCACAAAACAAAUCAACAUCUAACUAGCCUGAUGAGUACUGGUUAAAAUUGUGAGGAGCUCUAAUUGUGAAAGAAUUUUGACGAUAAUUAGUUGAGACUAACGGUACAUAAAGAGUUUUAGUGUCUAGUGAUUUUGUCAGGGGUACUAAUAAAUAUUUUGCUUAAUAAUUCAAUCGAUGCUGCUAUUAUCUCACUAAUCCGGCACUAUUAAAAACAGGAGAGUGCCGAAUUAUUGGAAUGUUCGGAUUACUGGAUUAUAGUGAAAAAGUCGUAGGUAACGAAUAAAAUAAAGCAUUUCAUAGAUGGAAUAAAAUGUAUGUAAUGUAUUAAUUUAACAAGUACAUACAUAUGGAAUAACAUAGUUUUAAAAUAAUCCUUAAUCGAGGUCUGCUUUUGUGCAACUCAUAGUCCUUGCUUAAAAACCAUUUCUCGCAUGUUGCGAAGAAUUAUAAUAUCUUUGGCAGACAUGCAUUGAAAGGUAUUGAAACAAAUCAAAUGCUUUUAUGGGCAAAUUGGAUAUUUUCAUAAUUUUCUUGACUUCUGGGACAAAGUCAUUAUGAAACCAUUCGCUGAAUACUUCUCUCGUGACCCAACUUCUAAUUUGAUUCUUGUAGCUGACUGGCAGACAAAUGUUCUAGAAACCUCUGGGAUUUUUUGGUUUACCAAUCACUAACAAAUCCAUUAUUGAUUAUUGGAUGUGCCGAUCUAUCGAAGUGCCGGAUAAGUGAGAUUAUACUGUAUACGGUACGCUCAUACUAGCAUCAAAUAAAAUAUGAUCCGACUCAACUACAUAAGAAACUCUCACACACACACACGUCUGUAUAUAAACAUUCAAUCGAGCG